CCCACAGACAUGGAAGUGCGUUACAUUGUGCCAGCGGCAGACUGCAAGCGAAUAAAGGAUAAACUGGAAGAAGCAAACGUGUACGACAAGAGACGACGCAUAGAGCAAACAGACGACGGCCGUCUGGCCAUUCCAGUCACACACCAAGCUCUAAAACUACGCGACCCAUCAUUCGAUUCGAUAAACUUUAGACACGACGAUGUACGUCAUUUGUCUCCCCAUCGGCCCUCUCCAAAAGACAAACUCAAAAUGGCAGUAGAGUCUUCACUACAUCUUGACCCCGCCCUCGAGGCGGAAAUUCCUACAUCCUGGGAAAUACGUGGUGACCUAAUCCUACUGUCACGUGACGCAUUCAGAAGUAAAAAAUGGGAAGAAUCCGUGCCAGACUUGUGGGACAGAAUUUGUGCCUGUUUGGGUGUAUCGAGAGUGGCCAGACAGAGUGUGAUCAAAUCGGAUGAAUUCCGUAGUCCAACUGUUGAUCUUGUGAGGGGUGACUCGGGGUGGGUGAAGCACAAAGAGAAUGGAAUUGUUUACUGUUAUGAUGUGACCAAGUGUAUGUUCUCGAGUGGAAAUAUUUCGGAAAAACAGUGGAUUGGACGACUCGAUUGUCAGAGUGAGGUGAUCGUCGAUUUGUAUGCCGGGAUUGGAUACUUUACUCUUACAUAUUUGAUACACGCUAAUGCACGACAUGUUCAUGCUUGUGAGUGGAAUCGGAACGCAGUGACAGCUCUGAGAGAGAGUCUUGAAGCUAAUAACGUUUCCACACGAUGCACUAUCUACGAAGGCGACAACAGAAAGGUAGCACCACAUGGUAUUGCUGAUCGAGUCAAUCUCGGGCUUAUACCAUCUUGUGAAGACAGCUGGGAGACAGCCUGCAAGUGUCUCAACAGGAGCACUGGUGGAUGGCUCCAUAUUCAUGGAAAUGUCAAUAGUCGCCUUGCAGGUUUAGAUAUUUGUUCUUCGAAGCAAAGGUGGAUGGCUUUUGUAGUCAAAUCGAUCAAGAAGAUUUUCAGUGAUUUAUACAGCUGUGAGUUACAGUGGACUGUCUCGGGUUCGAGUCCUCGUAAGGUCAAAUCUUAUGGUCCACACAUUUGGCAUAUGGUCGUCGAUGUCGAGUGCCGUCCGGGACACGUAAAUGCAGAGACAGCUGACAGUAUCACAGAAACACACUAA
Messenger RNA from Corticium candelabrum, 1173 nucleotides. RefSeq names its product tRNA wybutosine-synthesizing protein 2 homolog. Lineage: Eukaryota; Metazoa; Porifera; Homoscleromorpha; Homosclerophorida; Plakinidae. Gene Ontology annotation, cellular component: cytoplasm. The transcript is spliced from 4 exons. Gene Ontology annotation, molecular function: tRNA methyltransferase activity. Gene Ontology annotation, biological process: tRNA methylation; wybutosine biosynthetic process. The record is from RefSeq and is a predicted model, not a curated record. Bases 10 to 1173 code for a protein of 387 amino acids.